UGUCAAAUUUAAAAGACCGCCAUUUUAUCGUAUCACAAAAGAUUUGGUUAAGUCUAUAUCUUUAUGAAACAUUGUGAUUUAAAUAUUCGCUUCGUUUUAUUAACAUUUUUAGCAUUAAAUAUUUUUCUUGAAAACAUGUUUACCAUGAAAGAAUAAAUAUUUAAGACUUGGAUACAGACUGCAUAAAAAAACGGUUGCAUUCUGAACGCUUCAAAUUUUGAGGUGAAACAAAUACGAGGGAAAUAUGGCGUUACAUAGCGUACCGCCAAAAAGAAAAGAAAUUUACAAAUACGAGGCACCAUGGCCAUUGUAUAGUAUCAAUUGGUCAGUAAGACCUGAUAAACGAUUUCGUUUGGCUCUUGGUAGUUUUGUAGAAGAAUAUAACAAUAAAGUACAAAUAGUUUCAUUGGAUGAAGAGACCUCUGAAUUUAGUGCCAAAAGUACAUUUGAUCAUCCGUAUCCAACUACCAAAAUUAUGUGGAUACCAGAUAGUAAAGGUUUGUUUCCGGAUCUCUUAGCUACAUCUGGAGACUAUUUAAGAGUUUGGAGAGCAGCUGAACCAGAAACUCAUUUAGAAACUGUUCUAAAUAAUAAUAAAAAUUCUGAUUUUUGUGCUCCUCUUACAUCAUUUGAUUGGAACGAAGUAGAUCCAAAUUUAAUUGGUACUUCCAGUAUAGACACGACAUGUACUAUUUGGGGACUAGAAACUGGCCAGGUUUUGGGUAGAGUUAAUAUGGUCACUGGCCACGUUAAAACGCAGUUAAUUGCUCACGAUAAAGAAGUAUAUGAUAUAGCAUUUAGUCGGGCUGGUGGUGGUCGCGACAUGUUUGCUUCUGUCGGCGCAGAUGGUUCUGUGAGAAUGUUUGAUUUGCGGCAUCUGGAACAUUCGACCAUAAUAUAUGAAGAUCCGCAACAUACGCCGCUCUUAAGACUUGCAUGGAAUAAGCAAGAUCCCAAUUAUCUUGCAACAGUUGCGAUGGAUGCAUGUGAAGUAAUUAUUUUGGAUGUUCGUGUCCCAUGUACACCAGUUGCAAGACUAAAUAACCAUAGAGCAAGCGUUAAUGGCAUUGCUUGGGCACCACACUCGUCUUGCCACAUUUGUACAGCUGGAGAUGAUCAUCAGGCACUAAUUUGGGACAUACAACAGAUGCCAAGGGCCAUUGAGGAUCCUAUUCUUGCUUACACUGCUGCAGAAGGAGAAGUGAAUCAAAUUCAGUGGGGUGCUACUCAACCUGACUGGAUUGCAAUUUGUUAUAACAAAGCGGCAGAAAUUCUCAGGGUGUAAAAAAAGAAAAGUAUUCUUUAUUAGGUUUAAGCCACUUUGCGUGUAACAAAGUUUUUCUUGCAAAUUAUCUAUUUAGAUUUAUUAAAUGCGUUUGACCUCAGUAUUUGUACAGAAUUUCGCCUUUGCUGUAAGUUUUUUUUAUACUUUUUUUUGUAUUUGUAAAAUAGACGUGUACAAAUACUAGCUAUUUUUUAAAAUAUUAGAAAUUCGAUGAAGGAAAUAUCUGAAACGAUUAACGAGUAUUUUUUUAAUAAAAAGUUUAUAUUAGUUUUAGUAAUUUUUUAAAAUAUCUAUUCAGAAUGGUUUCAUUAAUUUUGUGAAUUUGGAAUAAAUAAGAAGAGACUGAAUCGAUCUGAAAAUAUCCAGUAUGUGUACAUGUUAAUUUAACGAUAAUGUAGUGGUUUAUCAUUGUGUCACUGGUAUUUUAUGUAUCUAUGAUUCUCCCUGGUUGAAUAAUUGUCAUGCGAUCGAUUACAAUCAUACAAAUUUAAAAAAGCUCACUGAAUAAUUAAAAUAAUUAAAAGUUAAGUAAUAGCGUAAAGUUAGGUACGAUAAUAGUGAUGAACCACAUGUACAUUUAUAUUAAUGUAAAUGACCGUAAUCGAUGUAUCUUAUUUGCGUUAUAUACAUGAUGAUGUUCCAGGAAUAACGAAUUACUAGACUAUAGAACAUUUGAAUGACCAUUUUUCAUGAAAUAUAUAACAAAAUAAAAUAUAUCCAUUACAAUUGUAUAUAUGUACUUACAUAUUUACUUGAUUUUGUAGAAAAAAAAAUAUAUAUAUAAGUAGAAUACAAUAAUAAUAAAUUUUUCAUACAUGUUUUCAUUACAUUGAUAAUACAGAUUGUUGAAAAAUGUAUGAAAAAAUCACAUAAAAAUGCAAUGCGUAUUCGUACUUUAAUAAAAGAAAAAAUAUUGUCAAGUUCUUUUAUUAAAACGGAGUUAGUUAAAGUUAUAGCAGUAGUACUCGUGAUAUUAGUAUUAAUAAUGAAAUAUUUACUUACAAGCGUUCAAAAUUAUGAUCGAAAACAAGUCUUUUUAUAUAUUAUUAUGAUUUAAUUUCAUAAUUUUUAUCAUAAUUAAUAAUAGAGCUGUUAAUUAACUCUCUCUACGUAAUUUACUAUUUCUAUUCCAAAUAAUCUGAUAGGAUUUAUAAUUAGUACAACUUAAAUUUUAGAAAAGCACGAUUUAUAUUGGUACUCAAAUAUUUUAUAAUUUACAUAAUGAGCGAGAUGCAUUAUUUACAAUAAUGAAAUGUGUAUGCGAGACAAAAUAUUAACCAAUUGAUACAUUAAUUUUCCACGAUAAUCUCCCGUUCGUUUUCCACCGAAUAUCCGAUAACUUUACAGAUAUAAGAUUAGACUAUUAUAAUGCUAUCGCUACGUCAAUAAAUAUCAUUAACUCUGA
Messenger RNA from Frieseomelitta varia, 2690 nucleotides. RefSeq names its product DDB1- and CUL4-associated factor 7 (gene wap). The record is from RefSeq and is a predicted model, not a curated record. The transcript has 4 exons. Gene Ontology annotation, molecular function: protein binding. Gene Ontology annotation, cellular component: nucleus. The coding region runs from base 245 to 1285 and encodes 346 amino acids. NCBI's taxonomy places the organism in Eukaryota, Metazoa, Arthropoda, Insecta, Hymenoptera, Apidae.